Molecule: messenger RNA, 879 nt
Organism: Phytophthora infestans T30-4
Lineage: Eukaryota; Oomycota; Peronosporomycetes; Peronosporales; Peronosporaceae
Exons: 3
Coding region: 1-879 (292 amino acids)
Source: RefSeq, a predicted model, not a curated record
AUGUCGAAGAUUAAUAAAUCUAUAACACCCAGACUGGAUGAGAUCAAAAAUAAUAUUACUCGUGAUAUUAAUUUAGGAUGGGAUCAGGACAAUCUAUCAGACACAACGAUUAAGUUAUACACCAGGCAACUAGUCAAGCUCUACAAAGCGGGGAUUGCGAAAGAGCGAUGGUCCCUGAAUGAGUUCAUCGCCAAUAUUCAUUUUCCAAACAAAUUCGACGAUGCUUCUUUUCAAAAGACUUUCGAGGUUCAGAACUUGAGCAUCAUAGCGCUUUUGAUGAGCAUCUAUACAAGCAAAGAGAGUCUGAUACUAACACUGAGCGCCAUGUGUAAGAUGGUCAAGAACAGAUAUCGGGAUGCAUUUAACUUCUACAAUACGAUUCGAAAGAAAUUGAGUAAGCAAAACAAGGCUGCAACGCUGGAUAACGAACUGACGCCUGAGGAAGAGAAGAAAUACAUCAGCUAUGAAGAGCUUAUGUCUGUCCCUGGUAAAGUCGCAAAGGUGCUCAGCGUAACGUAUGGUAAAAUAUUUUUCUCUCGAUCAGAGUUUGAGCAGCCAACCAAAGCUAAGAGAACUGAUUACUUGAAACUCGUGUUUAAUUACAUCACGUUGUGGUUGAACGUGCAUUAUCCACUUCGAAACGUUUUACAUCUGAAUGAUUUCAAGAAUAUUCGGCUCAUGGGACCGCAAACAAUUCAGUUGGAUAGUACUACGAUGCGUUUGAUCAGGUCAUAUCUUGAGUUCUUAAUUAACACGGUUAGAGAGCAGCCUAACAAACUCCUGUGGCGCAUUUUCAAUAGACAGCCAGGUGAGUACGAUUGCACAAGCUCGAGCAAUAGCUUCACCAAUGUCAAUGAAUAUGAUUCGACACAUCGCUGA